This is a messenger RNA of Anopheles maculipalpis, 960 nucleotides long. Its product is annotated as DNA-binding protein D-ETS-3-like. Lineage: Eukaryota; Metazoa; Arthropoda; Insecta; Diptera; Culicidae. The record is from RefSeq and is a predicted model, not a curated record. The coding region runs from base 71 to 784 and encodes 237 amino acids. The transcript has 6 exons. Gene Ontology annotation, molecular function: DNA-binding transcription factor activity, RNA polymerase II-specific; sequence-specific DNA binding. Gene Ontology annotation, biological process: cell differentiation; regulation of transcription by RNA polymerase II. Gene Ontology annotation, cellular component: nucleus.
AAGCGCAUCCAAGAUUCGACUGAAAGCUGGAAAGCCACGGCAGGGCAGCGUUGAGGACGGUUGCAAAAUUAUGAUCGAUAUCAAAAGCUCGCCCGAUUAUCUGAAUCGGUCCUCCGGUGGAUCAUUCGGUAACUUUUCAAUGUUAUUUGCUGAUUCUUCGUACAAAUCAUCAUGGGGCUCCCACAGCUCGUCCCAGAGUCAAGAUCCAUAUCAGAUGUUUGGUCCUACUAGCAGUCGGUUAGCGAGUUCUGGUUCCGGACAGAUACAGUUAUGGCAGUUUCUGCUCGAGCUGCUCAGCGAUUCUACCAACGCCACCUGCAUCACCUGGGAGGGUACGAACGGUGAGUUUAAGCUGACCGAUCCGGACGAGGUAGCCCGGCGCUGGGGUGAGCGAAAAUCCAAACCCAACAUGAACUACGACAAACUCAGCCGAGCAUUAAGAUAUUACUACGAUAAGAACAUUAUGACGAAGGUGCACGGCAAGCGUUACGCCUACAAGUUCGACUUCCAGGGUUUGGCGGCCGCGACCCAGCCCCAGACGGAUCCGACCUACAAGUACCAGAGCGACCUGUUCAUGUCGCCGUACCAUCACGGGGCCAAGCUGAGCUCGUUCAUGAGCCCCCACCACAGCAUGACGUCAUCUUCCGCCUCCAUCUUUCCGUCGGCCGCCUCGUGGGGUAACUGGGGCAGCCCGGCAACGAACCUUUACCCGUCGCACACGAUGAGCCACGUGACGCCAUCGCACGUCGCGCCCCAUCUGGGCUCGUAUCCGCACUACGCAUGACCAACGCCCACGACCACGUCCUCCAGCCACCAUCAUCACCAUCACGCCCAGGUCGACAACUUCGAUCUGUACAAGAAGCUGACACCGUACGAAUAAUAGCAUCCGCUAAUCCCGCAGCAGCAGCAGCACCAUCACCACCAUCAUCAUUACCAGCAGCAACAGCAACAGCAUUCGCA